Chenopodium quinoa (quinoa) is the source of this 2617-nucleotide messenger RNA. RefSeq names its product zinc finger MYM-type protein 5-like. The record is from RefSeq and is a predicted model, not a curated record. The transcript has 2 exons. Bases 1 to 1107 code for a protein of 368 amino acids. NCBI's taxonomy places the organism in Eukaryota, Viridiplantae, Streptophyta, Magnoliopsida, Caryophyllales, Amaranthaceae.
AUGCGGGUUGGUGGUUGGGAGGGGUUAACUUGGUGGUUGUGGGUUGGGAGGGGUUUCAGGUUCUUGGGCAAGGGUUUGGGUUGGGUGGUUCAUCGGGAUGAGGAGAUAAAUGUUUUUUGUAGUAGUCGAGUUGAAGAGUCUUCGAAUAAUUUGAAUAAUGAUGAUAAUAUUAAUGAUGUGCCUAAUGAUGAUGUUUCUAAUGAUGUGCCAAAUGUUGAUGUUCCUAAUGAUGUUCCAAAUGUUGAUGUUCCUAAUGAUGUUCCGAAUAUUGAUGUUCCUAAUGAUGAUCAUGAUAAUGUUGAUGUUCCUAAUGUCGAUAAUGUUGAUGUGAGUGUUAAUGAACACUUUAUCCCUCUUUUUGAUAUGUAUGAUCCUAGAAACUGGGGUUCACUUGAUGCAAAAUCUAGAGAUAUUUUGAUUGAAAAAGGACCCAUAAGAGAUUUAAAUCUCACAUUUCCUAUCGAUAGAUUUUCUAGGCAUUUUUCAUAUACUUAUUUUACUAGAAAGUUGAGUAAUGGAGAGAUUUCGAAUAGAAAAUGGUUGGUUUAUUCUAAAAAUGUUGGUAAAGUAUAUUGUUUUUGUUGUAAGUUGUUUACUUCUCAAAAUAACAAAACUCUUUUAGCAAAUGAUGGAGUGAAUGAUUGGAAACAUUUGAGUGAGAAACUCAAACUACAUGAGAAUAGUGUUGAACAUUUGACUAAUAUGAGUACUUGGAAUGAAACAAGGUUGAGAUUGAAUAAGAACAAAGGCAUUGAUAAAGAGUUGCAAGAAGGAAUUCUAAAAGAAAAGGAACGUUGGAGACUAAUUUUGAUAAGAAUAGUAUCAGUUGUUAAAUGUCUUGCUAAACAUAAUUUAGCUUUUCGUGGAUCUAAUGGAAAAUUGUAUGAGGAUAGUAAUGGUAAUUUUUUGGGCUUGAUUGAAAUGAUAGCUGAAUUUGAUUUGAUAAUGCAAGAUCAUGUUCAACGUAUAAAGAGUCAUGAAAUUCACUAUCACUACCUCGGUCCUCAAAUUCAAAAUGAGUUGAUUUCUCUUUUAGCCCAUAGUGUUAGAACUUCUAUGAUAAAGAUCAUUAAAGAGGCUAAAUAUUUUUCUGUGAUACUUGAUUGAACCCCGGAUGUGAGCCAUCAAGAGCAAAUGACUUUGAUUGUACGAUAUGAUGUGUUAAUGUGUCUUGUGAUAAGAUAAAAGUAGAAGAAUUUUUUUUAGAAUUCUUAAUAGUAGAUGAUACAUCUGGAUUAGGACUUUUUAAUGAAUUGUUAAAUGUGUGCAAGUCUCUUGAUUUAGAUAUUGAUAAUGUUAGACGUCAAGGUUAUGACAAUGGUUUUAAUAUGAAAGGAAAACAUGCAUCAAGGGGUUCAAACGAGACUACUUGGAGUAAAUCCAAGGGCUUUAUAUAUGUCAUGUUCUUGUCAUAGUCUUAAUCUAACUCUUUUGGAUAUGACACAUUCUUGUGUUAAAGCUAUUUCUUUUUUUGGAAUUGUGCAACGCAUAUACACAUUAUUUGCAAGUUCUACUAAAAAAUGGAAAGUUUUAGUUGAUAAUGUUCCGGGGCUAACUGUUAAAUCUUUGUGUAAUACUCGAUGGGAGAGUCGAAUUAAAAGUGUCAAAGCUAUUAGAUUUCAAGGGCCUCAAAUAAAGGUAGUUUUGCAAAAAUUGUAUGACUCUAGUGGUAUUGAUGCUAAGACAAAGAGUGAAUGUGAAAGUUUGGCUAAUUGUGUUGCAAGUUAUGAAUUUUUACUUGGCAUUGUUUUGGCAUGACAUCUUAUUUUCAAUUAACAUUGUGAGUAAGAAAUUGCAAUCUAAGUCUAUGUGUAUUGGAGUUGCAAUGAAGGAAGUGAAAGGUAUUAUUUCGUAUUUUGAGGAGUAUAGAAAUAAUGGCUUUGAAUCUAGUAUAAAUAUUGCUAAAAGCCUUUCAUUAGAUAUGGGUAUAAAGCCUACACUUCCGACAAAGCGUCAAAUUUUUAGGAAAAGACAAUUUGAUGAGAACAAUGAUAAUGAUGAAGAAAUACAAUCACCCAAGGAAUCUUUUAGAGUUAAUUAUUUUUUGGUAGUUGUUGAUAUGGCAAUAAACUCUUUGAAAAAUAGAUUUGAUCAAUUAGAAGUUUUUGACAAUAUAUUUGGUUUUUUGUUUGAUUCAAACAAAUUAAAGUCAUUAUUAGACAAUGAUGAAUUAAGAAUUUCUUGCAUCAAUUUUAAGACUACUUUUUCUAAUAAUAAUUUGUCCGAUGUUGAUGCAUAUGAUAUUUUUUCAGAAUUAAAAUUAUUGCAAAUGACUUUAUCAAAUGUGUUGAUGUUGGCACAUGAGAUUCUAGAGUUUGUCAAAGCUGCCGAUUGCUUUCCAAAUGCAUCAAUUGCUUAUCGAAUACUAUUGACUAUGUUGGUAACGGUUGCAUCUGCUGAAAGAAGUUUUUCAAAGUUGAAGUUAUUGAAAACCUACUUGAGAUCAUCAAUGUCUCAAGAAAGGUUGAAUGGUUUAGCUACUUUAUGUAUUGAGAGAACAAUGUUAGAGCAUAUUGAUGUAGAAACUAUCAUUAAUGACUUUGCAUCUAGAAAUGCUAGAAGAAAGUGUUUUGUUUAAGCGUUAUUGUAAUAAUAAAAUUUCUUAGCAUUAAAUAAA